AUGCAUUGGAUUGAACAAAAUUUCAGUGCCCAUAAGCUACAUUUAUUCGAGCUGAUAUUUGUGCUGAUUGCUGACGGAAAUUUACAUGAUGACGAUAUUGUGUUCUCGAAAAUUGUGCACAGCCGUCGAACGCCGAUCGUGUUGUUGAGUACAAAGACUGAUGACGAUUUGGAUGAGGAAUCACGUGAGACAAACGAGGAAAUCAACGAUACCCUCAAAGAACUCUACAUUGAACGAGCACGGAAUGUGUUCUCGAGAAUGCUUCACCAUAAGGCGCAAAUCUUGGCCGAUAUCGAAAUGCUGUACAUCAGUGCAGCGGUGAUUAAGGACCAACUCAAUGGAACCACGUCUUGCUUGCGCUAUAAAGUGGAUGAAGACAGAGUGCUGGAGUUGAUCGGAUUGAAACCAGGCUGCCAUUAUGCACUCGAGAAUUCGCUUAGGAAGCAAAGGGUAUCGUACAGUCUGCGACCAACACUAUCGGCACGUUACCAAAUGGGCGAUAGUUCUCCGCCUACCCAAAAACGCACACCGCCCACGCAAAAACGCACACCGCCCACGCAAAAACGCACGGAAGACAGUGCAAGCCAUCGUUCGGCGACGGUUCUAGCUGAUGCUGGUUUUGAGAUAUCGUACUCCAUUGACGAUCGCGUUCACACUAAUCCUGACCCUUCAAAAUGUAUGACCAGGCGAGCUGGAAAGACGACGUUCAACUACGCCUUCGCUGGUGGUUCAGGAACAGGCAAAUCGUCGUUGAUCAAUGCGAUUCGUGGAAUGUCAAGCAGACAUCCAAUGGCCGCUGGACGCACCCGAAGCAAAUCCGCAUCUUUGUGUGAAAGAUUCGAAUUUGAUGACGAUUUAUUGGCGUAUAGUGUGACGCUAUGGGAGCUGCAUUAUCCGAAGAAGAUCAGUGCAUUUUUUGAGUUUAUCGAUCAAUAUCAGUUGGCGAAUUUCACUGCCGUUUUCAUACUUAUCAAUGGCGUUCCAAGUGAUGAGGAUCUGACGUUCGCUAAAAUUGCUUUCCGAAGAGAUGCAACUAUUGUCUUCCUUCUCUCGAAAUGCGACAGAAUUCUGAUGGCACGAUCGAGAAGUGAUGAGAUUCCGAUCUGCGAUCUUCUUAAACAGCGUUUCGUCGAUAAAGGUAUUGUGCGAUUCGAUCGUGUGAUAUCGUCGAAUGCACCCGAACUGUGUGGCCGUGUGCACCUGUUCUUUGUUAGUGCACGUGUGUUCAAAGCGUUACGAUCGGGCACCAAACAAGCGUUGGUGUUUCUGCUCCAUGAACGUGCCGUCUUCGAUUUCUUGAAGCAGAAGCGUAUGAUCGCCGAGAUGCUCGACUCGCCGAACACCGAAUUCAAAGAAGGCCUUUAUGCAAGCGUCAAUCAAACUACGUCUCUUCCACAAAUUCCAAAUAUCGUCUGA
Messenger RNA from Anisakis simplex (herring worm), 1416 nucleotides. The record is from the annotation of a GenBank genome assembly. Lineage: Eukaryota; Metazoa; Nematoda; Chromadorea; Rhabditida; Anisakidae.